AUGAAUAUUAAUAGAUGUCCUGUUUGUGGUGAAGGUUCACGUUUUCUCUAUAGACUCAAUACUGUAAAUCAUGAUAACAUUAUUUUGACAUGUGAAGAAUGUAAUUCUACCUAUAUUGAUCCAAAUAGAAUGGAAAUUGGACAAGCUGUGAGUAAUAGAACAUUGUAUUCAGUAUAUGGUGGUACUGACGCAGAGUUAUUCAAUAGUAAACUCUCUGGAUGGGCAUCAAAAGUGGAAAUCUGUCAAAGUAAAUGGAAUGAACUUUUAGAUGUAAAUGAAUCAUUCAUUCAUUAUUCAAAGAAAUCAAAAAAUAAAAUAAAAUAA
Messenger RNA from Heterostelium album PN500, 324 nucleotides. RefSeq lists its product as uncharacterized. Bases 1 to 324 code for a protein of 107 amino acids. NCBI's taxonomy places the organism in Eukaryota, Evosea, Eumycetozoa, Acytosteliales, Acytosteliaceae. The transcript has a single exon. The record is from RefSeq and is a predicted model, not a curated record.